Molecule: messenger RNA, 388 nt
Organism: Paramecium octaurelia
Lineage: Eukaryota; Ciliophora; Oligohymenophorea; Peniculida; Parameciidae
Source: the annotation of a GenBank genome assembly
AUGGAUUUAUCAGCAAUAAAUUCCAAUUUUAAGAAUUUCCUUGAAGAAGUUGGUUCAUAUUAUAGUGUUGUUGAUGAUCAAGAAGUCCAAAUAUUAAGGAAAAAGCAAGACGAAUGUUACAAAAAUUUCUUGGAUGUCCAUCUUGAAUAUACGAAGUGUAAUUUCAUAGUUUAAUAAUUUAGGUGUAUAACAAAUCGAUGACAAAUACAGUGAUUUGAAUAAAACUUUUAAGUUCAAAACAGAAAAAGCUGCCAAAUCUUACAAAUCCUGUUUAUAACACAAAAAGGUUGAAGAAUGCCAUGAAAGAACAUGGAAGCAUCUUCAUGAAAAUAUGAAGCAAUACAUUUCAUUAUUAAGAAGAAUUGAUACCUAAACUAUUAAAUAUUGA